Alosa alosa (allis shad) is the source of this 1813-nucleotide messenger RNA. RefSeq names its product ileal sodium/bile acid cotransporter-like. The coding region runs from base 1 to 1056 and encodes 351 amino acids. Gene Ontology annotation, biological process: bile acid and bile salt transport. The transcript is spliced from 6 exons. Gene Ontology annotation, molecular function: bile acid:sodium symporter activity. NCBI's taxonomy places the organism in Eukaryota, Metazoa, Chordata, Actinopteri, Clupeiformes, Clupeidae. The record is from RefSeq and is a predicted model, not a curated record. Gene Ontology annotation, cellular component: membrane.
AUGUUAAAUAGCAGCAUCAUAGAAGUGGGCCAAGUGUCUAACACAACUCUGGAUGGCCUUGGCACGACCCUCCACCAGGCACUGAACAUAAUCCUCACCAUCUUGUUGGCAGUGGUAGUAUUUGCCCUCGGCUGUACUGUGGAGAUCGGUAUGGUGUUGACCCAUGUGCGCCGACCAUGGGGCAUCUUGGUUGGAAUUUUGUGCCAGUUUGGCGUCAUGCCGCUCACCGCGUUCCUGCUGGCCCUGACCUUAAAUGUGAGACCGGUGCAAGCUAUAGCCAUUCUUAUCAUGGGCUGCUGCCCAGGAGGCACCAUCUCAAACAUUAUCACCUACUGGAUCGAUGGAGACAUGGACCUCAGCAUCACCAUGACGAGUUUGUCCACCAUAUUGGCGAUGGGAAUGAUGCCACUUUGCCUUCUUGUUUACUCGCGGUCCUGGGUGGAGACCGGCAGCAUCAGGGUUCCCUACAUCCAAAUAGGUAUUACUCUGGUUAGUCUAAUUGUCCCUGUGGCCUGUGGCGUCUUUGUCAACUACAAGUGGCCAAAAGCAGCAAAGGUCAUUUUGAAGGUAGGGUCAGUGGUGGGCUGUGUUUUGCUGAUGAUAGUGGGCGUCGCAAGUGCUCUGCUGUACCGUGGCUCCUGGAACACAGAUGCAGCCAUGGUGAUUGUCGGGCUCAUCUUCCCCAUGAUUGGCUUCACCGCUGGCUUCACUACUGCUAUUUUAGCGCGACAGCCGUGGCCAAGGUGCCGGACAAUUGCCCUGGAGACCGGAGCCCAGAAUGUUCAGAUCUGCACAACAGUGCUCCAGCUCUCUUUCAGUCCACAGGACCUAGUGCAGAUGUUCACAUUCCCUCUCAUCUACGGCUCCUUUCAGCUUACAUUUGGCCUCCUUCUAAUCACAGUUUAUCAGAUAUACAAGCGGAUUUCCACAUGUAAAUCAGAUGGGUCUGUCUUACCUGACCAGGCCCUACAAAGCUGCCCAAGUGCCAACUCUGGACAAGGGGAAGUCAAUAUAAGUUUUGAGCCUGAUUUGUCUGUGCAGUCUUCUUCCAAUUAAGACAUAGAAAUCUGUUCUACUCUGCAAGCACUUUUAUGUGUCCUUGAUAUGUGUAUAUAUGUUGUUGUAACUUUUGUCUGAUAGCUUUUGAACAUUUGUUUCUUUGUAACAAACAAUACAUUGUAGUCAGCAAUGAAAUCAUAUUUCCUAUUACCAUAACAGCAACUUUGAAUGGUCAGUUUGAGAUACAGCCGUGUGAGAAAUAUUCUUGUCUUGCUGAAGUUGCUAAAUGAAGCAGUUUAAGAUUUCAAAAAUCCUGGACAAACUGUGAGUAACAAAUGUUUGACCAAGGAGGACGUUAUGGUUAUUAUGUGUCAUGAGACAAAACAGCCAAGCCUACAAUCUGUAGGCUAUUUCCUAAAAAUACUUCCUAAUGUGUUGUCAUGGUAAAUAGGGUAGAAGUAGAGGAUACAGAGUAGAGUUUUCAUUUUAUAAUGACAUAUUUUUAUAUUGUGAUAAUUUAUAUGUAUUUAUGUAUUUUUAUCAUAAUAGGGGAUUUAAAUAUAGUAUCAAAUACCGCAUAUAAUAUAAUGAUUUGAACUAUAACUGUUUAUCAACUUAAUAAAUACAAUAUGUUUUAUUGUUUUUGCCCAACUGAGGAUGUUAUGAUGAUGUUUUAUUUGUUCUUGUGCCUACAGUUUCAAACACUCAAAUCCAAACCUUUUACUUAAACUGUUCAUUUUGAUUCAUUAUCAUAUUCAUUAGACUAUAUAAUUGCUGUUGUACACCAUUAUUUAUUUAAGACAAAUCCAUUUUA